Puccinia triticina is the source of this 162-nucleotide messenger RNA. RefSeq lists its product as uncharacterized. The coding region runs from base 1 to 162 and encodes 53 amino acids. The transcript has 3 exons. Lineage: Eukaryota; Fungi; Basidiomycota; Pucciniomycetes; Pucciniales; Pucciniaceae. The record is from RefSeq and is a predicted model, not a curated record.
AUGCCCAAGCCAUCCGAGAAACCUCAUACGUUAACAUCGCCCGUGCUGUGGACUGCGAAGUCGCCGGAGCUGUUGCCGGUAUUGCUGCCGCUGCGUCUAACCCUUGCUGCCGCCGACACUGGUGACGCCCCAGCUCCCGCUGCCAAAUCCUUGGGAUGGUAA